Cuscuta epithymum is the source of this 991-nucleotide messenger RNA. The record is from the annotation of a GenBank genome assembly. NCBI's taxonomy places the organism in Eukaryota, Viridiplantae, Streptophyta, Magnoliopsida, Solanales, Convolvulaceae.
CCUGUCCCUGCUCACUAGCCCAUUCACAUCCCGCUCUUUUUUUGUUAAUCCUGAUCAGUAUACUCAAACUCAUCAUCUCUACGACUCUACUGAGUAUAUUUAUUCAUAUCUUCUCUGUGAAGUCGCUUUGUUUUGGGGGAGAAUGCAGGAGCAAGCUGCUACUAGUUCCAUUGCGGCCAGCUCUCUUCCUUCCAGCAGUGAAAGAUCUUCCAGCUCUGCCUUCCAGCUUGAAUUCAAAGAAGGCUUGGAAAGUGAUGAAGAGAUUAGGAGAGUGCCUGAGAUGGGUGUAGAAGCCGUUGGUCCAUCUGCUUCAGGCCGUCAUGGCACCUCCCUAGCGGGUCCUGCUCAGCUAUCAACCAGCGGUCAAAGGAAGAGGGGUAGAAGUCCAGCUGACAAAGAGAACAAGAGGCUGAAAAGGUUGUUAAGGAACAGAGUAUCAGCACAACAAGCGAGGGAGAGAAAGAAAGCAUAUUUGAUAGAUUUGGAGGUAAGGGUGAAAGACUUGGAAACAAAGAAUGCUGAGCUGGAAGAGCGGGUCUCCACAUUGCAAAAUGAAAACCAGAUGCUAAGACAUAUUCUGAAGAACACAACAGGUAGCGGCGGUCAGGAAGGACGGAAAUAGCUCUAUGUCAAUGAGAAGCCAUGGAGGAUUUAGCCUUAGUAGAAUAUUUAACCUGCUUGGUAGUGGUAUGGUAGUAAACUAGUAAUAUCUAUGCAAGUCUAGUAGGGGUUCUAGUAAUUAUUCUUUUUAUAAAAAAAAAAUUAAUGCAUAGUUUGACAUCACUGGUGUGAUAUCUUUUGGCUUGUCAAGAUGUAAACUAGUGUGUAUGUUGGUAUAGUAACUAGACUCGUCCUUUGGUUUGGUUGUAAGGGUGAAAAUGUGUGGUCUGAUUCUUUUUUGCAGUCUAUAAGAAGUGAUAGUUUGAGUUUUUUUGGGUGAUAAAUUGCCUCUCAUUUCCCCUUGCGCAGUUACGCCUAUAUGGCAUGCUAU